Molecule: messenger RNA, 3819 nt
Organism: Oppia nitens
Lineage: Eukaryota; Metazoa; Arthropoda; Arachnida; Sarcoptiformes; Oppiidae
Product: rhoGEF domain-containing protein gxcJ-like
Exons: 11
Coding region: 228-3749 (1173 amino acids)
Cellular component (GO): cytoplasm
Molecular function (GO): guanyl-nucleotide exchange factor activity; metal ion binding
Source: RefSeq, a predicted model, not a curated record
ACACCACAAUGUCAAAUACAUUAAUUUAUUGUAGUGUUUAUUUAUUUAUUUAAUAAUAAUAAUGGUACAUCAUACAUUGGUACACCCAAUUAUCAAGUUUAAAAAGUACAACAAUAACACCAGUCAUUAACAACAACAACAACACUAACAACAAUGCAUAUCAAGACACUAGUGAUGGUAUAAAUGAUAAAUCAUUGGAUAAAACAUUAUUAUCAUCCAUAAGCACAAUGCGAACAACUAAUGGUCUCAACAAAAGCGAUAAGUCGUCGUCUACGACAUCAACGGUGGUGUCGACAACAAAAUCGCCGCUCAGUCCUAAAAUUCCUACUAAACCUUCAACAUUAAUAGUCAACAAUAGCACAAACAAACCUCCCGUUCCCUACAAACCUCCGGGUCUGUCACAAAAAUCAUUGAUCAACAACAACAACGACAACAAUACAUCAUCGGCGGCUCCCAUACAGAGCACAGGUAGUGGUGGUUCAGUACCUAACGUUCCCGAUCAUCGGACAGCAGCUAAUAAUAAUGAUUGGUCAAAGCGACCGUUACCGCCACCGCCGCGACCACCAAAACCGAUGGUCCGUACGCGUGACGUAAGCAUCAGCACAGGCGACGAUCUGAAUCAUAUUCCUCCUACUAGUCUCCCAAUGGCCAACCGGACACCGCAACUGUGCGACCGUCAGACACAACUGGACGCCCGUAAUAACUCGCUCUACGAGGAUAUGAACGGUAAUAAUAUCGACGACAGCGACGACACAGAGGACAUGGAUCUCAACAAUAAGACACCAACUAAUCCGCUGACGCCUACAACGCCAACAAAUCGUCCUAUUGGUGGUGGUGUCCGAGGAGGAGGAGGUGGUAGUGGUGGUGACGAUGAGGACGUAGAGGAGUUGUUUCCCUAUGGCUGCGUCAACAAUGAUCUGGAGAGAUACCGAAGCGAUGGUUUGGCUGACUCGCAGUCAACAUUGUCGUCGUUGACCACAACCACUGCCAGCACCCAGUGGUUUGACGCUGAACUCGGACCCGAUGGCCAACAACGGCAAGUUGAAGGUGGCUCCCGGUUCUAUCGGGACUGGGAUCAGGAAACCAUUAACGAUGACAUCAGUUCUAUUGCGUCCAACUAUCAGUCGUUUGCGUCCGAAUAUCGUACUAAUUCUGAGGACAGGGAGGCGACUCCCGUUGCCGACGCCGACGAUACUACUGAUUUUAGACUAAUGCCAGCAGUAGUCGAUGAUGAGCUACCAGUGCCGUCUCAGGCACUCAAAUCGGCUACUAAUGAUGAGAUGAUAGGGAUGACGGCUACCGGUGCCAGUGGUGUACAAAAGUCAGCACCGAUGCGAUCACAGUCUACCCGAGUCAUGUCGACCAGUGUUAGCUGUAAGACUGUACAGCCGUCCCGGCACUCAUUGCCCGUCAAUAUUGACGACAACAACGACGAUGAACCGAUUAUUGAGGAUCUGGACGAACGGAUACUGUUUGGUAGCGUCGGCGCCGGCGGUAUCGGUAUGACACCUGAUCUGCACCGGGAGCUGCGCCAGGCUAUCGACAAACGUCAAAGUAAUUUAUCGUCAGCUGAUAGCACCGGUAUCUCGUCGUCCGAUGUAUCACUUCAUGAGACAUUAAUGACUAACAAUACUACUAUCGGUGCCAAUAAUAAUAAUAAUAAUAACAAUAGCAAUGGCUGUAAUAGUAGUAGUAAUAAUAGCGAUAAUACCAGUAGUUUAAGUAUUAAUAGCGACAGUAAUAGCGAUUUAUCAACCGGUAAGCACAGGCACCCAAUACAGGUGCCCAACACCGCCACCACCGCUACCGAUACUGUCGGCUGUAGGAUAGCCAUAGACCGAUCGGAAUCGGUUGAAUCGUUGGCCAACAACAACAACUUGUCAUCCGAUGGCGAAGGCGAUGACUACAGUCUAUCGUCGGCUAACAAACAGACACCAGAAUAUCGGAAACGUAAACAAAAUCAAAAACUAUAUUUCAUAGCCAAAGAGCUGUACUCCAGUGAACUGGUAUUCAUAGAUGUCCUACAAUUGCUUAACAAUGAUUUUCGCCGAGCAGUCACCGAUCACAUACCCGAUGAUGUGUUGCAACAAAUACUCAACUAUUUGCCGCAGUUGUUGAAAAUCAACGAACAGUUGGCCAGUGAGCUCAAAGUCCGUAUAGAUAACUGGGCCGAUCAUCAACGUAUAUCUGAUGUAUUGGUACGGAUCUGUCCGUUUCUCAAACAGUAUUCACAAUAUAUCGGCGAUUUCGGUCAAAUAACUGCCAUCUAUGACGACGCCCUACACCGUUAUCCGGCGUUUCAGUCAGCAGUCAAAGAGUUUGAACUGACCGCCCGAUGCCAGAAGCUAUCGGUCAAACAUUAUAUGCUAAAACCAGUACAACGUAUACCCCAGUAUAGGCUACUAUUGCAGGACUACUUAAAUCAUUUAUCCGAUGAAUCCGAUGAUUAUGCGGAUACAUGUUGUGCACUGAAAAUUGUAUCACAAGUGGCCGAACACGCAAACAAUAGUAUGAAAUGCAAUGAAAACCUACAGAAAAUGCUGUCCAUUCAGCAGAGUAUUAUUACUGGUAAAUGUGAAGUCAUCAAACCGGGCCGGGUAUUCAUCAAAGAGGGCGAACUAAUGAAACUGUCCCGCAAGGGUAUGCAGGAACGGUAUUUUAUACUGUUUAACGAUAGUCUACUGUAUCUGACGUGCGUACAGCACGGUGUCUAUCGGGUCAACCAUGAACUUAGUCUGACCGGUAUGCGGGUGUCGCUACCGAAACAGCAGGACUUUCAGAAUGAGUUUUCGAUUAUAUCGCACACCCGAUCGUUUUCGUUGGCCGCCCGAUCACCGAAGGAACGGGAGGAUUGGGUGAAUGAGCUGAACAAAGCGAUCAAAGAAAAUACUAAUAAACGGAUAUCGUUUGCAAAGUCGCGGAGUUUAAUUGGCGACUCACCUGACAUACCGGUUCUAGCAUUGGGAGCUUCUGCACCCGUAUGGAUACCCGAUGCCCGGGUAACAAUGUGUCAGUUGUGUACGGAAGAGUUUACAGUGACCUACCGGCGCCAUCAUUGCCGGUGCUGCGGUAAUGUAGUGUGCAGUGCCUGCAGUACUAACAAAGCGCCGAUGCCUUACCUGAAAAACCGGACGGAACGGGUUUGCGACGAAUGUUUCGAUGGACUCAGACUACAGAUGGAAAGGUUGGAGAUCGAGAGGAAACACCGGAGCGAUGCCAGCGGAGCGUCGCUGGACUCGCAAUCGGCGACGGUUAGGACGCCGUCGACAACUGCCUCGGCAUCGGAUACGGACGAUACUACGGCCACCGGAGCCGACGGCAGCGCCUGGAGUCUCAAAGAGUGGCAACAAAUUUUUUCGCGAACUGCCGAACGAAAGAGUCACCGAAAAGCUAAACAUCGAUACGUGCCGUCCGUUUUGAAAGAGGUUCGGGCCAAUGAUGUCGGUUCGCUGAUAUCAGGUUAUCUGCAUCGACGGGAAAGUCGUAAACAAUGGAAAAACUACUGGUAUGUCAUCAAAGAUAUGGUUUUGUAUACCUAUAAGGCUAGCGAAGAUGUGGCGGCACUUAAGUCCGAGCCGUUGCUCGGCUUUAAAGUGGAACCGUUGAGAGAUAGUGUCGACGGUAUUAAUGCCAAACAGUUGGUCCAGUUGUCACAUCCGGGUCAGCCAACUAUUAUAUUUAGGGCCGAAACUGUCGGUCAAGCGGAACGAUGGCUUAAAGCUAUGCAAACGGCAACAACAUUGGACUGAAAUAUUUUUUUUCAAUAUAAUUAAAAUUAUAAGUUUAUCUUUUUUUUUUGUUUGUUAUUAUUAUUUAUAA